Molecule: messenger RNA, 2367 nt
Organism: Lutra lutra (Eurasian river otter)
Lineage: Eukaryota; Metazoa; Chordata; Mammalia; Carnivora; Mustelidae
Gene: GJB1
Product: gap junction protein beta 1
Exons: 2
Coding region: 827-1678 (283 amino acids)
Biological process (GO): cell communication
Cellular component (GO): connexin complex
Source: RefSeq, a predicted model, not a curated record
GUUCUCGUAUAAUACCCAGUUGUCGUUGUUCCUAACGGCUGGCUUGGGUGACACCGGCCGCGAAAAGGAUGAAGGGCCGGCCAGGGAAAGAGCCUAAACCUCGGCUUCAGAUGCUUGUCUGUCUCAUCCUCCUCUGACACUUCUUAGCUUUGUGACCUUGAGUAAGUUACUUAAUGUAUCUGAGCUUCGGCCUCCUCAGCUGGAAAGACUGGGGUAAAGUCCUUGGAGGCUUGCUGAGUGGGUCCAAAGGAAGAAUGUAUGGGAAAAAGCUUAACACGGUUUCUGGCUUGAGACAUAUGAGUGAGCUCACCCAUACAUACCGUGCAAGGGAUCUCAACCAAGGAAAAAUCCCGCUGACCCCAAGUUUCUAGUAGAGUCAUGGGCGAUGGCCUCGGCCCAGAGCCUCCUGGUCCCCUUGGGUCCCCUCUUCAUGCACCUGUCUUUGUUCUAUCUCGCCCCCACCCCCCACCGUGGCCAUUCUUCUGGUGGGGCUGUGGGGCGGGUGCGGCGAUGGACCGGGCGGGCACAGAACAGGUGGGUGCAGGCUGGGUGUCCGGCGCUGGGACACAAGUGCUCUGUGUGUAGGGUGGGCGGAAGUCAGGGCGUUUGAUCUGAAUUCUAAAGGGCGUUGUUCAGAGCCCCACAAAGGUCCCAUUGUGCAGACACUGGGUAUAAAGCAGCAUAUGACUCCCCAGCACCGGGCGGCGAUGAAUUGGAACGCAGGCGCGAACCCAGGGACCACUCCCCCUGCACAGACAUGAGACCAUAGGGGACCUGUCUGGGUGGCCUCAGGGAUAGGCGCUCCCCAAGGUGUGAAUGAGGCAGGAUGAACUGGACCGGUUUGUACACAUUGCUCAGUGGCGUGAACCGGCAUUCUACUGCCAUAGGUCGCAUAUGGCUGUCGGUCAUCUUCAUCUUCAGGAUCAUGGUGCUGGUGGUGGCUGCCGAGAGCGUGUGGGGUGACGAGAAGUCCUCCUUCAUCUGCAACACCCUGCAGCCUGGCUGCAACAGCGUCUGCUACGACCACUUCUUCCCCAUUUCCCACGUGCGCCUGUGGUCCCUGCAGCUCAUCUUGGUGUCCACCCCAGCUCUCCUUGUGGCGAUGCACGUGGCUCACCAGCAGCACAUAGAAAAGAAGAUGCUGCGACUCGAGGGUCACGCGGACCCCCUGCACCUGGAGGAGGUCAAGAGGCACAAGGUCCACAUCUCAGGGACGCUGUGGUGGACCUAUGUCAUCAGCGUGGUCUUCCGGCUAAUGUUUGAGGCCGCCUUCAUGUAUGUCUUCUACCUGCUCUACCCCGGCUACGCCAUGGUGCGGCUGGUCAAGUGUGAGGCCUACCCCUGCCCCAACACAGUGGACUGCUUCGUGUCCCGGCCCACCGAGAAAACCGUCUUCACGGUCUUCAUGCUGGCCGCCUCGGGCAUCUGCAUCAUCCUCAACGUGGCCGAGGUGGUGUACCUCAUCAUCCGGGCCUGUGCCCGCCGAGCCCAGCGCCGCUCCAAUCCGCCCUCCCGCAAGGGCUCGGGCUUCGGCCACCGCCUCUCACCUGAGUACAAGCAGAAUGAGAUCAACAAGCUGCUGAGCGAGCAGGAUGGCUCCCUGAAAGACAUACUGCGCCGCAGCCCCGGCACUGGGGCUGGGCUGGCUGAGAAGAGCGACCGCUGCUCGGCCUGCUGAUGCCGCACACAAGGCAACCUCCCCUCCUACACCCCUCCCCCGUCCCCCAUCCCCCUGCCCCUGGCCCUGCCCCUCCUUCUCCCCUGCCAGGUGCGGGCCUCUGCCUGCUAGGGACUGCAGAUCAGAUCAAUGGAAAUCUCCCUCUCCUCCCUGGUUUCCCUUCCUCCACCCCCACACCCCCACCCCCGCCUUCUGUCUGGGGGGCCAGAGGGGUGGGGAGCCGAAGCUGGCCAGGCCAGUGCUCAAGGGUGGGGUGAGGGGGCAGGGGGUGGCUCUUCUUGUCUGUACCCCCUUUCCGCUUCCCUCUCCCUCUUCCUGGGGCCACUGGGGGACAAGAGAUAUGAUGCUCUGACAGCAUCUCCAAUUAUGAAACUAAUCUUAACCCCGUGUUGUCAGAUACCCUAUUUCUGGAGUCACAUCAGCAGGGAGGGACGUGGGCAAGUAGAAUGGAAGGAGGGUGCUCUGGACAUGUGGGUGGAGAAGAGAGGGUAGUCAAGGCGAGAAAAGGAGGAACAGCACUUUGCUGGCCACAAGGAGGAGGAGGACAGUCUGGGAUGGAGGAAUUAGGGAGGGAGGAGCAGGCAGAUAAGUUGGAGUGGGGGUUGGUUAGGACCGCCUUUGCCUCUCAUUCCCAAGGCCUCUCUGUGCCUGAAAUGUUAUACAUUAAACAGGAUUUUACAGUAAACGAA